This is a messenger RNA of Bradysia coprophila, 1474 nucleotides long. RefSeq lists its product as uncharacterized. Lineage: Eukaryota; Metazoa; Arthropoda; Insecta; Diptera; Sciaridae. Gene Ontology annotation, molecular function: DNA binding. The record is from RefSeq and is a predicted model, not a curated record.
UUUUGUGGUUCUUGUGUUUACAUUUUUUUUGAACUGCAUAAUGGCAAGUGAUCUUCCAGCAGACCUUUAUACUGAUAAGUCUCGUCAUCGCUACGAUGCAGUGUACGGGAAAUUCAGGAAAUGGCAAGAAGCACAAGACACGAAUUCAUUCACAGAGGAAGUAUUGCUGAAGUAUUUCGGUGAGAUGGCAAAAACCGUAUCACCAGCAUCACUACGUUCCGUCUAUUCAAUGCUGAAGCCUAUGCUCAGUUCUAAGCAUAAUGUCAAUAUUGGCGAAUACGAUCAAUUACUUGCUUUUCUGAAAAAGGCGAAAGAGGGUCUCAUCCGUAACAACCUACCACGUCAAUUCACCGCAGACGAAGUAAAUAAAUUUUUGCAAGAAGCGUCGGAUACGGAGUACGUCGUUGUUAAGGCUGUGACGGUGUUUGCGAUGUGUGUAUCACCACAGACUGACACGUUGACCAGCAUUAAGAUGGAGUACAUAAAAGAUUACGGUACAGAAAUCGUGGUACGAGUUCCAAAUCCAACGACCAAAGCGAUUAAGGUCUGUACAAUCAGUGGCAAAAUGGUCGAUUUUGUGCGGAAUUACAUUCGCCUACGACCGAAGACAGUCCCAACUGAUAGAUUGUUCAUUCAAUAUCGUGAUGGGAAAUGUGUCGCACAACACGUUGGAAAACAUUCAAUCGGCAAAAUGCCCCAAAAAAUUGCACAGUUCCUUGGAUGGCCAGAAUCUGACAUGAUUGGUGGACUCAGCUUUACAAGAAUGUCGAACGCAAUCAUGGCAAAUUCGAGAGUGAAACGUAUUUCGCUGGAGAAAAGCGUAGGUUCGAUGUAUAGUUCAGCUUUCGAAGUACCAAACCUAAUAACGGGACGGAUAGAAGCUGCUCAAGCUCCAGAAAAUAAUUAUUCGAAGAACGCCACUGAAGUGAAUCUGCAAAUGGAUCGACUUACACCGAGCGACAGAAUAAAACAGGAAGAUGAGCAGCACUUUGAGGCCGGAGAAUACAUUCUUAGCGAGACAAAUCAUUACUCCACUCAGGACAUCGACAUUAAAACUGAAGAAGAAUCUACGGAUGAUAAUUCCGAUUUCGGCGACCAUGGAAAUGUGAGCCACUGUGACACCACACCAAUAAAUCGAAUAACACCGGAUCAACGGCUGCAUCCACACGAACUCACAGAUGCCUUUCCAUCAGAAACAAAUCCGAAAAAACGACUAAAAUGUUCAGGGGACAUUCUAGAUGCUUCAAAUUCGUUCACAUCCUGCGGAAAUUGUUCACUUAGACAACAAACGAUCAAAGCUCAAGCAAAGGAAAUUGCCAGACUGAAAAAACUGAGUGACAGCCAAAAUUUAAAAAUUGAGAGCUUGGAAACGCUUCUGCUGGACAGCCUGCGCAAAAAGUUCGAGACUUCGUAACAUUGCUUCAUUACCCAUGGCCGUUACAAACUACUUCUCAACCUACGACCAUCAGCAGUC